UCAGAACCACUCAACAGCUGUUUUUUUCCUCUAAACGUUAUGAGAUAGCAUAACAAUAAAUAGUUUAUGAAUUAAAAUAAACUAAAUUCAAUUAUCAUUCAGUCAACAGAAGUGUAUAUAAAUAUGCUACGUUGCAGACAUGUUAUGCGCCAGCUUCAGGUGCCACUAGAACGUGCCUACUCAGCCGGGUCGAACACGCCAGACGGCAAUGAUCCAAAUGAUAAACAUCCUAUAAGGCGCACAUUUCGUUUGCUUGGCAAUGAUAUGCGUAAGAUAAAGGAAUUCUUUGUGCCCAAGGAAGACAGCUACGAAGAUGAGGGUAAGCCACAGCCCAUUGCCACAAGCAAAAAAUUCAACUUCGGCGGCGACAAGGGAAAUGUAGACGAAUUCCAAACACACUGCGAUGUGUUAAUUAUCGGAGGCGGCGGCAUUGGCAGUUCCAUAGCCUACUGGCUCAAGGAGAAGGCGCGCGAUGGCCUCAACGUGGUUGUAGUGGAAAAAGAUGAAAAGCAUAAGCAGUGCGCAACACAUGUGUCCAUCAAUGGCCUCUCCCACCACUUUUCGCUGCCGGAGAACAUACAAAUGUCGCUGUUUGGUGCCGAGUUUCUGCGCAAUGCAGCGGAGCACUUUGGUACCGAUAUACCCAUCAACUAUACGCCACAUGGCCAGCUGGUGCUUGCCAAUGAAGCGGAUGCGCAGAUGCUUAAGGAAACAUCUCAGCUACAAAAUGAGCUGGGCGCACGCAAUGAGCUCCUGACUGCGGAACGUUUAGCCUCUAGAUUUCCUUGGCUGAAUACCAAGGGCAUUGCACUUGGCUGUGUUGGACUGGAGCGCGAAGGUUGGUUUGAUCCCUGGGCGCUGUUAUCAAAUUAUAAACGUGCUGCCCGAGGCUAUGGCGGGCAUUUUGUGCAUGGCGAAGUCAUCGAUUUUGUGUUCAAACGGCAAGAUGAUAUCAUCGUAACGGGCUCCAAUGAAGGCAGCUAUCAGAGUUUGGACAAGGUGGUCGUACAACUGCCGGACGGGUCGAAGAGCGCCAUUAAGUUCGCUCUGUGCGUUAUCGCGGCGGGCGUCAACAGUAGCAAAGUAGCUCGGCUGGCGCAUAUUGGCCGUGAGGCGGGCAUACUGCGUGUGCCCCUGCCCAUAGAUGCGCGCAAGCGUUAUAUGUAUAAGAUAAUCACGCAGGAGCAAAAUGCGCCCGGCAUGGCAAUGCCCAUGAUCGUGGACACAGCGGGCACAUUUAUACGCCGGCUGGGCUUGGGUGGACACUAUGUGUGCGGGCACAAUGCACUGCCUGGCGAGGAAGUCAACAGCGAUAAUUUAGAUAUAGAUCCAACAUAUUUUGAUACGAAGAUCAGGCCUGGGCUUAUCGAACGUGUGCCGGCUUUUGCUAGCGCUCAAGUGGUGAAUAGCAUGGCCGGCCUCUACGACUACAAUGUCUACGAUGAGAAUGGCAUUUUGGGCCCGCAUCCGUACUACCAUAAUUUGUAUAUUGCCAGCGGCUUCAGUGGGCAGGGCAUACAGCAAACGCCGGCGUUGGGUCGUGCCAUCUCCGAGCUUAUUAUGGACGGGCAGUUUCGUACGUUGGAUCUGUCCCGUUUGAGUUUUGAUCGCUUAAUUGUAGAUAAACCCAUGUAUGAGUUUAAUGCUUUAAAUUAAAUUGUAAUUUAUUACUCGUGAAACCAAUGAAA
Molecule: messenger RNA, 1688 nt
Organism: Drosophila montana
Lineage: Eukaryota; Metazoa; Arthropoda; Insecta; Diptera; Drosophilidae
Gene: l(2)37Bb
Product: lethal (2) 37Bb
Exons: 2
Coding region: 124-1656 (510 amino acids)
Biological process (GO): mitochondrial respiratory chain complex I assembly
Cellular component (GO): cytoplasm
Molecular function (GO): oxidoreductase activity
Source: RefSeq, a predicted model, not a curated record